This is a messenger RNA of Pterocles gutturalis (yellow-throated sandgrouse), 480 nucleotides long. RefSeq names its product StAR-related lipid transfer (START) domain containing 5 (gene STARD5). The transcript is spliced from 4 exons. The annotation marks the transcript as partial. NCBI's taxonomy places the organism in Eukaryota, Metazoa, Chordata, Aves, Pterocliformes, Pteroclidae. The record is from RefSeq and is a predicted model, not a curated record. Gene Ontology annotation, molecular function: lipid binding.
GUACCGGGGCCGGCCAGCCUCCGGCAGGUCUGGGAAUGCAUCAAGCCGCUGCCCGGCGAGCACAGGAAGAAGUGGGAUCCAAACGUGAAGGACUUUGAGAUCGUCGAAGCCAUCAGCGAGACUGUCGCUGUGUGCAGAACCACAACUCCCUCAGUUUUCAUGAAGCUUAUUUCACCAAGAGAAUUUGUGGAUGUGGUACUACUGAAGGAAUAUGAAGAUGGGACAGUGCUAUCUGCUGCCACCAAUGUGGAACACCCACGGUGUCCUCCUCAACCAAAUUUCGUGAGAGGUUUGAAUUAUCCCUGUGGCUGUUUCUGUAUACCUAUUCCAGGGGAGCCAGACAAGACUCAUCUCAUCAGUUUCUUUCAGACUGAUCUUGGUGGCUAUCUUCCCCAGAAGGUGGUGGAUUCCUUCUUUCCAUCUAGCAUAGCUGGAUUGUACAGCAACCUGACCAAAGUUGUUAAGGAAUUUAAAGUGUGA